Triticum turgidum subsp. durum (durum wheat) is the source of this 1872-nucleotide messenger RNA. Lineage: Eukaryota; Viridiplantae; Streptophyta; Magnoliopsida; Poales; Poaceae. The record is from the annotation of a GenBank genome assembly.
AUGACCGUGGAGGGGAGGGUCAGCGGCGGGGGGGACGGCGGCGGCAAGGACAAGUUCCCGGUCGGCAUGCGCGUGCUCGCCGUCGACGACGACCCCACCUGCCUCAAGGUCCUCGAGAACCUCCUGCGCCGCUGCGACUACCAUGUUACAACCACUGGGCAGGCAGCCACCGCCCUCAGGAUGCUCAGGGAGAACAAGGACCAGUUUGACCUCGUGAUCAGCGAUGUCCACAUGCCGGACAUGGAUGGUUUCAAGCUCCUCGAGCUUGUCGGUCUGGAGAUGGACCUCAUCUAUUAUGCAGUGUUGUCUGCAAAUGGGGAGACACAGACAGUCAUGAAGGGCAUAACUCAUGGAGCAUGUGACUACCUGCUAAAGCCGGUGCGUCUUGAGCAGCUCAAGACAAUAUGGCAACAUGUGAUUAGGCGGAAUACCAAGAACCGUGGUAGUGACAAUGAUGAUGCCGGUCAGAAAGGGCCGAAUGCUGAAGGUGAGAAUGGCGGAGCUAACCGCAACAAGAGGCAGUCACGGAGGGAUAGAGAUGAGAAUGGAGAUGACGGUGAUGAUUCUGAUGAAAACAGUAAUGACAACGGCGACUCGUCAUCCCAGAAGAAGCCAAGAGUUGUGUGGUCUGUGGAGCUGCACCGGAAGUUUGUUGCUGCUGUCAACCAGCUUGGCAUCGACAAGGCUGUUCCAAAGAAGAUAUUGGACCUCAUGAAUGUAGAGAACAUCACCAGGGAGAAUGUUGCUAGUCAUCUGCAGAAGUACCGGCUGUAUCUGAAAAGGAUGAGUAUGGAUGCAAGUAGACAGGCUAACCUCGUUGCUGCACUUGGAGGAAGGAACCCUGCUUACAGCAAUAUGAAUUCAAUGGAUGUCUUCAGGCACUACAGCAACACGUACGGUAGAUACCGACCAGUUCCAACCAGCAACCAUUCCCAGUCAAAUAACCUUGUUGCAAGGAUGAACUCCCCUUCUGCAUACGGAAUGCAUGGGUUGCUGUCUCCACAGUCUCAGCCACUUCACCUUGGCCAUGCCCAGAAUAAUCUGGGCACUUCCCUGAACGAUUUGGGUGUCAAUAAUGGUAACCUGAUCAGGGGUGCACACAUCUCAACCAUGGUGACUGGUACUUCUGGUAACUCUUUUGCAAACAUUUCAAAUGGUGCACCAUUGGCUCCUACAAAUAGGGCAGUUCAGUCUCUUGAAUCAAACAACAGGCAACACCUUGGUCGGAUAAAUUCGUCUUCGACAGACUCAUUUAGCUCAUUCGCUAGUGAUUCUCCCCACUUUCCGGAUCUUGGAAGAAGUAGUAACACCUGGCAAACUGCAGUUCCGUCCAACAUUCAGCAACUUGGUCAGAACGGCAGCAUGUCCCAAGCAAGCUUGCAUGGGAAUGGCCCUAGGAUGGAACCUGUCUCUAGCUAUGCACCACCAUCAAAUCAGAUUACAUCUCUGGGAAAUGAUAUGCAGAACCAAGUAGCACCACUAGCUAGCAAUAGCCUUCCAAUGGUAUUCAAUCAGGGUGCAGCGCCAUUCACCUUUGGAAACAGCACAAACUCGAGAGAGGCGCUCAAUAGCAACCUUGCGUUCAGCAACUCAGGCAUCAACACUUCAUUGCCAAACCUUCGCAUUGACAAUUCGGUUGUGCCAAGGCAGACUCUGGAUGGCGGGAAUACAGGCGGUGUUCCCUCUCUGCAGGAUGGCAAGAUUGAUCAGCAAGCUGUUGGUAAUCAGCUCAAUUACAACAACAAUGAUCUUGUGGGGACAAGUGGGCUGCAAAGGGAGCUCAGUGGUGGUCUGGAUGACAUUGUUGUUGACAUGUUCAGGCCGGAUAAUGAUAAUGGUGGCAUUUUCGACACGGACUGGGGGCUGGUCUAG